CUCUCCAUAUGUAUAUUGCAAACACUAUAUUCAUGCAUAUAGCAACGAGUUCUGGGAGGAAAUGGCUUCAUAAUUUUAUUUUCUUAAUCUGUCUGAUACACCUUGUUGCUAUUGUCAAAUCCCAGUUCCCAACUCAAAUUUAUUUUUAUUUUGAUUGUCCGGACAAUGAUGCCACUGGUUUGUACACAAGAAAUAGCACGUACGAAAGAAACCUUGAUACUUCUCUCUCCUCUGUUCCGCCAAAUAUCGACGCCAACGGAUUCUACAACGCCUCUACGGGAGAAAAUCCUGAUACAGUCAACAUCAUUGCGCUCUGUAGAGCUGAUCUUCAGCCUUCUCAGUGUCGAGAUUAUGUGGAAAAUGCUACAGCCGAAAUCUUACUGAGGUGUCCAUAUAAAAAACGGGCAAUCUUAUGGCACGAAUUUUGUAUGGUACGAUACUCCAACGAGGCUAUCUUUGGAACUCUUGCAAUUUCCCCAAUGAGGCCAAGUCAUAGUAGGGAAAAUGUCACAAAUACAGAAGUCUUUUACUGGCAGUUGAACGUCCUGUUGAACAGCCUUCAAGAACAUGCCGCUUUUAACAGCUUGCCAAAGAAGUUUGCUGCUUCCACUUGGACUGUGAAUGAUACGAAUCAUCCGUCAAUUUCUGCAUUUGAACAGUGCACACCUGAUAUAACCCCGGAGGAAUGUGGUGACUGCUUGAAUAAAUCUGCCCAACGGAUUCGAGAAUGCUGUGAGGGUGCAAAAGGAGUUAGAGUCCUUACUCCUAGUUGCUAUCUUCGUUUCGAAACUGAUACGGAUCCAUUCUACAACGCAUCGAUGGUUGAAGCAGUACCCCAGCCACCAACACCACCAAUGCCACCGCCACCGUCACCGCAGCCGCCGGUUUGGCAAAUGAAACAAGCAAUUGUUUGGAAAGAACUUAUGAAACACGCCCUGAUGCGUCCUGAGCCGAAUGGGGUAAAAAAGCUCGCCUUGAACGGGUUGGUGGGGCAGGGCAAGAGGCUCCAACCAAUUCAGCUGCUAGAGUUGAUUAGAAUAAAUAUGAAUUAUCAAAUAUAUAUAAAAUGUUUAUCUACUACUGUCAACAAAACAAAAAAACUCCCGGCGGAUCCAACUAGGGCGGCUGCCCUAGCUCGCCAUCAGCUGGAUCCGCCACUGCAUCUCAAGCUCAUCAAUCUGAUUACUAGGUCUAGGGGUUGGGGUAAGGGUAAAGGGAAAAAUACAACCCGAACUAUCAUUAUUGUCAUCGUUCCAAUUGCCGUGUGUCUAAUACUUGCUCUUUGCAUUGGCAUCUACUUAAAAACGAAAAAAAUGCGUAAACCAAGGGAAAAAGUUGAUCUUGACGAGGAAAUCAGUACUGUGGAAUCCCUACAAUAUGACUUUGGUACGAUUAGAGUUGCAACAGACAAUUUCUCUGAUGUUAACAAGUUGGGGCAAGGUGGAUUUGGUGUGGUUUACAAGGGUAAACUCCCAAACGGAAAAGAUAUCGCAGUAAAAAGGUUGUCCCACGACUCAGGGCAAGGUAACUUGGAAUUUAAGAAUGAGGUCUUGCUAGUAGCGAGACUUCAACACAGGAAUCUAGUUAGGCUCUUAGGUUUCUCUGUUGAAGGAAAUGAAAGACUUCUUAUAUACGAAUGGGUUCAGAAUGGGAGUUUGGACCGCUUCAUAUUUGAUUCAAACAAUCCAUGUUUAGAUUGGGAAAAGCGUUAUAUAAUCAUCGGCGGGGUUGCCAAGGGACUUCUUUAUCUACAUGAAGAUUCUCGCCUCCGAAUCAUUCACCGAGAUCUCAAAGCUAGCAAUGUUUUGUUAGAUGGAAAGAUAAACCCCAAAAUUUCAGAUUUUGAUAUGGCAAGAUUAUUUCUCCCGAGCGAAACUCAACACAGCACUAGCAGAAUAGUAGGAACAUAUGGAUACAUGGCACCUGAGUAUGUGUUACAUGGACACUUCUCUGUUAAAUCGGAUGUCUACAGCUUUGGUGUCCUAAUUUUGGAAAUCAUAAGUGGUCAGAAAACUUAUAAUUUUCGAAAUGGGGAGAGUGGGGAUGACCUCAUAAGUUGUGUUUGGAAAAAUUGGCACCAAGAAACGGUUGCAAAUAUAAUAGAUCCUGCAUUGAGGACUUCUUCAGGAUCCAUGCGUGAUAUUAUGAGAUGUAUUCACAUCGGUUUGUUAUGUGUUCAAGAAAAUGCAACGGAUAGACCUACAAUGGGAUCGGUGGUUCUCAUGCUCUCUAGCUUUUCCUUAACUCUGGCAGUACCUUCACGACCUGCAUUUUUCAUGUCAGGUAGCUUUCGUCCGGAAAUUUUAGCUCUUCAUAAGACUCAUUCAUCCACAGAUCAAUCAGAGAAUACCACUCAUUUAUCAACGAAUGAGGCCUCAAUGAGUGAGUUAUAUCCUAGGUAACUUCGAGGAAUAUGCAUAUCCAUUAUAACAAGACAUUUUUUUGUUACUCAUGUUCUUAUUCAAAUGUAAUAUCUUGUAAGCAGAUUUAUUCUCUUUACUUGAUCUUUAUUGGUAUGGUUUGUGGUAGUGAUAUU
Messenger RNA from Olea europaea var. sylvestris, 2536 nucleotides. Its product is annotated as cysteine-rich receptor-like protein kinase 25. Gene Ontology annotation, biological process: protein phosphorylation. NCBI's taxonomy places the organism in Eukaryota, Viridiplantae, Streptophyta, Magnoliopsida, Lamiales, Oleaceae. The transcript is spliced from 10 exons. Bases 9 to 2402 code for a protein of 797 amino acids. The record is from RefSeq and is a predicted model, not a curated record. Gene Ontology annotation, molecular function: ATP binding; protein kinase activity.